AUGUCUUACUCCUACAACGUUUACAACGCUAUUCCACAGGGCAGAGUCAUGGUGGUGAAGAAGAAGACUGCAAAAGUGGAGGCUGUUGCGCUGGAUGAGGAAAAAUUACAGAAGCUGAUAGCCUCUCUUUCGGUCCACGAAGGAGAAGAUGGGGUCGGGCAGGUUGCCCGGACCCUGCAGUCCUGUUUGGAGCUGACCCAGCCGGUCCAGCAGAUCCAGCUGGUCAAAAAGGCGGGAUCCCAGCUGGAGGCGCUGAGUGAAGAGCAGUAUUGCGGAGCGUUAGACGCCUGUCUGGACACUCUGGCGUCGGUCUACAUCUCCCUGCAGGCCAAGAACCCUCUGCGUCGCGCCAUUGCCAGUGCUUUAGGUUCAGUACCGGCGUGGCUUCAGGAGCAGGCUGUGAACAGUCUGUCCGCCUGCUUGUCCGACUGCAUGUCCAGCUCAUCUUCAGACCAGUAUUCGCACAUCGUAGACACCAUCUCUGCCUAUCAGGAUAGCUUUCCGCUUGUGUUACAGUUCCUUCACAAAGUUUUGCUCGAGUAUCUUCACCAGAACAGCCGUCUUGCAGGCCGUCACAUUGUCCAGGCCCAGCUCAUGCAGUCCUGCCUGGCCGCAGUGAAAACCUCCAUGCUGGUGCUUCAGAGAUCUCAGGACACCCUCAGCCUGGCCCUGCAAACCCGGCAGACUCAGCUAGAGGAAACGCUGGGAGUCCUCCUGGGCUGCUACGUUCAAAUCCUCACAGAUGAGGAGUUCAUCCAGUCGGUCCAGAGUACGGCAGGCAUGGCUGUGGUGUUGCUCAUCCGGUCCGUCAUGGGCUCAGGAGAUGAAGUCGCUUCGGUGGUGUGCAGUCUGCUGCGUGGCUCCGCUCCGGGGUUGGACCCGGCGCCCCGGUGGCUCCGGCAGAGGUGCGAGGCUCUGUGCCACGGCGGGCGGCCGCCCGGGAUCUCCCUGUAUCUGUGCCACGGGGCUCUGGCCAUGCUGAGCUGGAGGGGCGCGCUCCCGGGGCCGCAGUGGGAGCGGCUGCUGCUGUUGGUCCCGACCACGCUGCUGGACCUCGACGUCAGCGGUGCUGCUCUGGAGUGCUUGCAGGAGGGGAAGCCCCCCUGCCCCCCCGGCCUCCGGGAGUCCCUCAGCGGAGGCUCGGAGCUGCACCAGCGCCUGGUGGAGCACGUGUACUCCCACUGGGAGCAUCCGCUGGACGGCGUCCGCCACCAGACCCGCUCCCUCUUCCGCAACCUCCUCCUGCUCCACCAGCUCACCGGCGGGGGCCCCGACCCGCGGGAGGACCCGUACAUCGCGGAGCUCACCCGCAGCCUGAUGGGCCUGGAGUGGCACAUGAGGGGGAAGUACGGCUCCCUGGGGUGCCUGGUGGAGCUCUACGGGGCCGAGCGCCUGCUCGCGAUCCAGCCCCAGCUGCCGGCCCGUCUCCUGGGCCUGAUGGGGGAUCAGACCCUGGCCCCCUACGCCAGCGACCUGCUGGAGAGGCUGUUCGUCAGCCACAAGGCCGAGCUGGAGCGCGCGCAGGGCGAGGCCUGGAUGGAGGGCUGGCACCGGACGUGGGUCGGCCCCCUGCUGCACGCGCUGUGCCGCGCCAGGCUGGACCAGACCACCUACAUCCUGGACUACUUCCUCCCCAAGCUGCUCCGCUGCAGCCCCUCCAGCCUGGCCCACAUGGUGCAGGCCUUACAGGACGCUCCGCCCUGCAGCCCAGGCAGCAGAGGAGCCCUGGGAGCAUUGAUCACAUGCCUGCGGGCAGCCAGAGCCCAAGGAGUUUUGCCAUCCUCGGAGGAGGGUCUGUGGGGCGGGCUGGUUCCUCUCACUUUGCUUCAACAAGCACUUAUACACAAACAUGAUCAAGUGAGGAUGGAUUCUCUGGGUUUGGUGUGUGAAAGCCACCGCAGCACUGAGGCUCUGACCUCCCCCGAAAUGGAGCUGAUCCGCCACUUUCUCCCACCCAACCUCAACAGCCAGUCGCCAGGCAAGAGGCUGAUCCAGGAGCAGAAGGACGCAGACCUACACACGCUGCGCCAAUACAGGGAGUUCCUGCAUUGGCUGUGUGAGACGCUGCUGGAGGCUUUGCUGCCCGGAGCUUCCUUUUCGAAAUGCCUCCUGUCCCUCCACCUGCUGGGUCUGCUGGCUCAGCUCUUCGGCUUCAACAUGGAGCCCGAUGUUUUUGCCCUCGGCGAGGCCGUGUCCCCGGCAUAUGCUCAGAACGUCCUUUACUGCGUGGCCAGCAAUUUUCUGGAGGUCAAACAACUGGCCACAGCGCUACUGCAGCAGCUUCCCCCAUCGGUCGUUGGACUACAGGUGCCAGAGAGAAUGCUCAGCGUCCUGCGGGCUGCUCUGGACCUGAGCACCAGCACCAAGCCCUUCGACAGCGUGACGGCGGCCCACCUCCUCCACCUGCUGCUCCGCCAGCCGGACCUGAGCCGGGCUCUGCUUCAGUGCGCCCGGGAUCAGGGCCUCGACCUCCAGCCCCUCCCUCCACCCGCUCAAGCCUCCGAGGCGACCGUCUUAGAGAUCAACACUCUGGCCGUGGUCCGGUUCUUGCUGCGCCGCCUACAGUCGGAGGUGUCCAAGGCGGAGGCGUCCCUCCUCCAGGCGGCGGCUUCUUUCCCGCUCUACGGCAGGGCGCACUGCAUCACCGCCGCCCUGCAGCACCUGAGCACCGAGAGCUUGAGUCAGACCGAGCAGUGGAGACACCUGGUCUCAGAGCUGAUCGCCGUGUGCUACCGGAUGUCCGACGUGGUGUCCCCUGUGGUCCAGAGCUCCUCCCCGGAGGGACUCAUCCCGAUGGAUAACAACACAGAGACGUCAGCUGACCUGCAGAGGAUCCUGCAGGAGAUCCAGCCCAGGGACACAAACGACUUCUUCACCAAUGCCAGAGAACUGGAGGCAAACCAGGGAGGUGAUCAGACUGAGGCCACGCACCCACCACCCCUCAACACAGGCGGCGAGGGCUACAGGGUGACGGCCCAAAUGGUGCUGGUGUGCUGCUGGCGGAGCAUGAAGGAAGUGGCCAUGCUGCUCGGACAGCUGUGUCAGAGCAUGACUCUGCACUACACUAACGACCACGCACUGUUACACACCGGGCUCAUCACAGAGGAGCAGGUGGAGGGGGUCGGCCUAUACUUCCGUCAGCAGCUCCUGCAGUCCCGUCAUCGUGGCGCCUUCGAGCUGGCUUAUGUGGGCUUUGUGCGCCUCACCGACAUGCUGUGCAGGAGUGGAAGUCGGGCCUUGCAGCAGCUCCCAGCCCGUUGGCUGUCCGAGGUUCUGGAAGAGGUCAAAACCAGCGACCCGACGUCCAAACUGUGUGCAACCAGACGCAGCGCCGGGAUACCCUUCUACAUCCAGGCUCUGCUCUCGUCUGAGCCCAAGUCUUCUAGCUGCAGUUUGUUGAAGAUGACCAUGAGAGAGCUGAUGGCUUUGGCCAUGCCCUCCGCGGACAGGAACACCGACAGCUCGACGGUGCCUCAGGUCCAUGCUCUGAACAUCCUCAGGGCUCUGUUCAGGGACACUCGUUUGGGGGAAAACAUCAUUCCCUUUGUCUCGGAUGGAAUGCAGGCUGCCGUGCUGGGCUUCACCUCUCCCGUGUGGGCAGUGAGGAACUCCUCCACUCUUCUCUUCAGCACUCUUAUCACGAGGAUCUUUGGGGUGAAGAGAGGGAAGGAUGAACACUCUAAAAAGAACAGGAUGACCGGUCGGGAGUUCUUCACUCGUUUCCCAGCUCUCUAUCCGUUCCUUCUCAAUCAGCUGGAAGAGGCUGCAGCCACAGUGGAAAGUAACAGUGGCCAUGUGAAGCUACACCCAAGCCUGUUUUUGCUGCUGCUUGUGCUCAGUCGCCUCUACCCGUCCCCCAUGGAUGGAUCCUCAACACCUCUGGGACUUGCCCCCUUCUUGCCCUUUAUCAAGAGAUGUGGCCACUCGGCUGUGUAUCGGACCAGAGAGAUGGCAGCCCGGGCCCUCGUCCCCUUUGUCCUGGUCACCCAGGUCCCGUCCACUGUCAAGUCCUUGCUGCUGGACCUCCCUACAGAACCGGGACCCGACAUCCAACACAACCACAUCCACGGCACUCUGCUGCAGGUCUGCUCCCACGCGCACACCAAGCCUUUACACUCACGCUGCGGGAGCUGCAUGUCAGUUCCACAUGUCAAACAUUCGGCGCAGUAUCCACACAGAGAGUGUCGAGACGAGGCGGUUAUCGCAGGCCUUUUAUCGAACACGACCGAUGGGGGUUUGGCGAGGGAGACGGCGGGCGCUGAGUGGGCAGAAUCCGUACCCAAGGGGUCAGAGCAAGGCCUGGAAAACGGCGGCGUUUUCUUCAGGGGUGAGACGAACGCCAACGGUCUGAUGGCGGCCGGUUCUCCCGGGAGGUCCGCUGUGGGACGGAGGCAUUUUGCUUUCCUGUCUCGGCUGCCACAUGUGGAUCUUCGACAGAUGUGUCCUGAUCCUCUGCUCAUCCAGUUCCAUCUAUUUUCCCUCUUUUCUCCUGCACAGAUUUGA
Menidia menidia (Atlantic silverside) is the source of this 4503-nucleotide messenger RNA. Lineage: Eukaryota; Metazoa; Chordata; Actinopteri; Atheriniformes; Atherinopsidae. The record is from the annotation of a GenBank genome assembly.